GCGAUUCCCAACAAUCCUUUGCGAGGGUUCAAGAUGGCGGCGCCCAGUGGAGCCGUGAGUGAUGAGGAGAGCAGCAGCAGUAGCGACGCGGAGGAGCUGGCACGGUGCCGCGAAGCGGCGAUGCCGGCCUGGGGCUUGGAGCAGCGCCCGAGGGGGCCGGAGAAGCCAAGAGCCGAUGCCGCAAAUAAUCGGUUGCCAGCCACCCAGCCGAGCCUCAGGCAUAAGGUGGAUGAGCACGAGCAAGACGGCAACGAGCUGCAGACCACCCCCGAGUUCCGAGCCCACGUGGCCAAGAAGCUGGGAGCCCUACUGGACAGCUCCAUUACCAUCUCAGAAGUAGUGAGGGAGCCGACAGAGGCUGAGGUACAGAGGGUCGCCCCAGAGGACGACGGCUUCCGCCUUUUCUUCACGUCCGUCCCCGAAGGCCCUGAGAAGAGAGCUUCUCCCCAGCCCCGCCGGAAGCGCUUGCCCUCCAGCUCCAGCAGCGAGGACAGCGACCAGGAGUGGCAGCGGUGCCGGGAGGCAGCUGUGUCAGCCUCCGACAUUCUCCAGGAGUCCGCCAUCCACGGCCCUGUCAAGGUGGAGAAGGAGGCGAGAAAGCAGAAAAGGAAGCUGAGAAAGAAAGCCAAGAAGGAUGCCAGCCCCGACUUGGCUGCAGCCACCUCCGCAAGCAAGGCCACAGUCGGCAAGCAGGAAAAGGAGUCAACCGAGCUCAAGGGAGACCAGGCGUCACUUGGGACCAAAAAGAAGAAAAGGAAGAAAAAGGCAAAGAAGGGCAAUGAGGCUUCCCCGUUCCCGCCAACAAAGAAUGCAGCAGCCGUGCCUGCAAACUGACCCC
This is a messenger RNA of Diceros bicornis minor, 838 nucleotides long. RefSeq names its product chromosome 35 C12orf43 homolog (gene C35H12orf43). Bases 34 to 834 code for a protein of 266 amino acids. NCBI's taxonomy places the organism in Eukaryota, Metazoa, Chordata, Mammalia, Perissodactyla, Rhinocerotidae. The record is from RefSeq and is a predicted model, not a curated record. The transcript is spliced from 6 exons. Gene Ontology annotation, biological process: Spemann organizer formation; negative regulation of Wnt signaling pathway; Wnt signaling pathway.